AUGCAGCCACAGCCCACAGAUCCCGUCCCGGCCGACCCAGAGACCUGCAGCCUUCUUGGCACAACAGGCUUGGUCGUCCAGGCCCUCAUGGGGGUCAUGGUCAUCAGCUCGCUGGUCAUCAAGAAGCAGCUUGAAAAGCGGAAGCGGUCGUGGCGCAUCUGGCUAUUGGAUGUAUCAAAACAGCUCGCCGGGCAGGCCGUCGUGCAUGGUUUGAAUAUCCUAAUAUCAUGGCUUGUCGCUUCUGUGGCCCACAACAACCCGUGUUCAUUGUAUUUCCUCAAUGUCCUGAUUGACACCACUGUCGGCAAUCUCAAGCUGUUCACUUGGUACUUUACAUCAUACCUGGGGUAUGACGGAUUCAUCAGUGGAAAGUACGGCAACCCACCGCAAGCCCAAUUCUGGUGGAAGCAGCUCCUCACCUACCUGAUGUCCAUCAUCACCAUGAAACUCCUCGUCCUCCUCCCCUUGACCCUUCCCCGCAUCUCCGACUUCCUCCUCCGUCUCGGCCACUGGCUCCUCGACUACCUAUCCCCCUCGGCCCAAGUCAUCUUUGUCAUGGCCGUCUUUCCGCUCAUCAUGAACAUUGUCCAAUUCUGUCUCGUCGACCAGGUUAUCAAAGCGAGUCCGCAGCCGGACGAGGGGCGAGGAGAUGAGGUGAGGGAGAGCGGGGAGGGGGGGAGGAGGAGGAGGGGAGGGGAUGGGGAGGGGUAUAGUCGGGUACCGGAUUGGGAGGCAGAUUUGGAAAGUGGUGAAGGGCCCAAGCCGGGCGCGGUGGACAGGGCACUGCCGCCAAGUUCGCCUCUUCUCAGUGCGGGAGGCCAGGACGGCUACGGUAGUACCACCCCGAGCCCCAUGGGCAGUCCCACAACUUCCCAUUCGUAUCUCCCAGAGAGCCUGAACGGGGGCAGCAUAUGGAGCAAGAUCACCGGGAAAGCAGGAUCGGAGGGGCCCAAAGUAGGAGAAGCUGGCUCGUCGACGUGGUGGGAGUAUCCUGAAGCAGCCGAGGAAGGGAGGCUGAGUGUACUGCCAGAGCGAGCCAAUCGCUCAAAAGCGCCCUCACCAGAUUCGGCUCGGGCUUCCAAACUCGCCUUUACCUCGCCCAUACCACCGCCUUCUGCAUCGACCGACCCGCCCAUCCCAGCAGAUCCUUCGUCGUCUGCGACAUCUUCUUCUUCUUCUGCGCGCCCGAGGCAGCAGUCGCGAGAUUGGGGCACCAACUCGUCUCACUCGCAGACACAAAGAUCAGUCGCCUCCAGACGGCUGACAUCAGACCUUGAGCGAGAAGCGCGGUUGACACUCAGCCCGCCGGGGUCGCCGGUAGUGAAAGAAGGGGCAGCGGACGAGGUGGGCAUGGAGAUCUGGCGGGCGUGA
Cryptococcus wingfieldii CBS 7118 is the source of this 1371-nucleotide messenger RNA. RefSeq lists its product as hypothetical. Gene Ontology annotation, cellular component: membrane. The record is from RefSeq and is a predicted model, not a curated record. Bases 1 to 1371 code for a protein of 456 amino acids. The transcript is spliced from 5 exons. NCBI's taxonomy places the organism in Eukaryota, Fungi, Basidiomycota, Tremellomycetes, Tremellales, Cryptococcaceae.